Molecule: messenger RNA, 1635 nt
Organism: Symbiodinium sp. CCMP2456
Lineage: Eukaryota; Dinophyceae; Suessiales; Symbiodiniaceae
Source: the annotation of a GenBank genome assembly
AUGUUCGCUCAGCUCAUUCGACCGCUGACCGUCGAUGCUUUCUUCCGCGAUGUUUGGGAACGGGCGCCGCGGGUUUUCCAGGGAGCCCUGGAGUCCCGCUUGGCGCCUCUGAGCUGGGAGGUGCUCGAUGAGGUGCUCCUGCGAGCCUUGGCGCCCGGGUGCCCCGAAGAGACAGAGCUGGUGAUCUACAAAGGCCUGAAGCUCUCCGAGGAGUACUCCUCUCCUACUGCUGCCUAUCUGGACGGUGCCUCAAUCAUCGUGAACCAUGUGGACCAGGUUUGGAGGCCGGUUUUCGAGCUGUGCCGAGCCUUGCGCGAGUUCCCCUCCCUGUACGCCAACUGCUACGUGACCCCGCAAGAGUCGCAAGCAGCGCCGCCACACGCAGACGAUCGGGAUGUCAUCGUCUUCCAGCUCGAAGGCGCAAAGCACUGGAAGAUCUACGGUGAGGCUCCCAUCUAUAUGCCCUACCCAAGCGAGCAGGUGGGCAAGAACGGCCUCGAGGUCCCUCCCGAGCUGCUGGACUCCACGCCUGCUUUCGAGCAGACCUUGAAGGUAGGGGAUGUCCUCUACGUGCCCCGCGGCUACGUGCACGAGGCCACCACACAGAACGAGGCCUCUCUUCAUCUGACGGUGGCUGUGCCGACCUACGACUGGACCGUCUCGCGGGUACUCUGCGAUGCCUUGCAAACCCUGUUGGAUGGUCCCGGAGGCCGCGAGGAAAAUCCUUGGCGGAGAGCUGUUCCCUUCCGGGCCGGGCGCUGGACUGAGAUGCCAGGCGUCUUCGACAAGGUGCGUUUGCGAGAGAUCGUGGAGCACAUCGAUCUCAGCCACGCGCAGGCCGUCUUCCGGGCAAAGAACGCUCACCACAACGGGCGUCAAGAAGAAGCCUUGAGCUCUGCAGAGUCCUGCCCAACGGCCCGUCCAGCUGUGACGAGCUCCACCGAGCUACGGUGGCACAGCGGUGGCGGCUCCGUGGAUGGCUUCCAGGACGUGGAUUUUGUUAGCCCAGACGGGGCACAGUGCAACCUGGAACAGGUGCUAAAGCUGUUGCCGAAGAACUCUCCCCUUCGACCCUCUGAAAUUUCUAGUCACGCUUUCCCGAAGAAGAGAAGGCGCACCGAGGACCCCAAAGAGCGGAAGUGCCACAGACACCCGAGGGAGCUGCUGGCGCCGGAUCUGAGGGGUGUGGUAUUGAUCGAGGCGGCAGGGGAGUACGCGACACAGGCCGAGUUCGAAGCUGCAGAGCUACAGCUGCUGCGGGCGGUGGAGUACCGAAUGCACAGGCCGACACCCCUACAUCACAGAGAUUGGUUCGUGGAGCACGUUCACAAUUUCGAGGGCUUCGGCGAACGGAAGGAGAAGGUAAAGCUGGCCUCGACAUUCAUUUGCGAGUUGGCCCUCCUGAGCGAGGCCGCAGGACGCUGGGCCCCAUCGCUACAUGCCGCCGCAACCGUGAUGAUCGCCGGCACGAUGUUUGGGAGGCGGCAACAGCCGAAGCGUUGCACGAGGUUACUUGUGUCUACUUUAUGCAUCAGAGGGUUUUGCAGCGUGCCAGUGUGCGUUCGGAGAACAUGUGCAAGGCUUGCGGAGCAUUCUGCUCUCGUCCAGAAAGGAAGUCUUCGUAGUAGGGCUUAA